Messenger RNA from Ilex paraguariensis (yerba mate), 2591 nucleotides. The record is from the annotation of a GenBank genome assembly. NCBI's taxonomy places the organism in Eukaryota, Viridiplantae, Streptophyta, Magnoliopsida, Aquifoliales, Aquifoliaceae.
UCUCUCUCCAAUAAUAUGGCCCGAAAUGUCCGUACGACCUUUCUUUACGUGUUGGUCUUAAUCGCCUUCUUGGCCUCUAUCUCUCACCGUCUUUUUCGCGAUUUCAUCUCCGGCGAGGAGUUCCGUCCACCCUCCGUCCCUCUCAAAGGCCCACAACCCAACCUAGCCAAUCACGCUAUCCAUGAAAACCUCACUCACCAGACCAUCCCUCACCUCACUGGUCACGACGUGUUUUCCUCCUUAUCCUCAUCAUCGUCGUCAAUCUCCACCGUCUCAAUUUUAUUGCCGGGUUGGGAAGUCCUCGUUAUUCUGUCGCCGGAGACUACGCUGCCACAAGCCAUCGUUCCCCUGGAUCUGACCCACAUUCCAGCUUCCCAAACAAACUACAACUCCAUCUCAAAAACCACCCUCCUCUCUCCCUCUCUCUUUCUCUCUCUCUCCAAUAAUAUGGCCCGAAAUGUCCGUACGACCUUUCUUUACGUGUUGGUCUUAAUCGCCUUCUUGGCCUCUAUCUCUCACCGUCUUUUUCGCGAUUUCAUCUCCGGCGAGGAGUUCCGUCCACCCUCCGUCCCUCUCAAAGGCCCACAACCCAACCUAGCCAAUCACGCUAUCCAUGAAAACCUCACUCACCAGACCAUCCCUCACCUCACUGGUCACGACGUGUUUUCCUCCUUAUCCUCAUCAUCGUCGUCAAUCUCCACCGUCUCAAUUUUAUUGCCGGGUUGGGAAGUCCUCGUUAUUCUGUCGCCGGAGACUACGCUGCCGUCAGAUAUAAAUGAAUUUACUUGUCUCUUUCCAAACAACGUAUAUUCUCCGGCGAAACCAGCUGGAGAAUUAUAUUUUCCUAAUAGAACGAUUUUCACGUGUGAAUUACCGAAGAGAGUCCGGCGUCGAUUGCCUUUUCGCCAGCCAAUUUUGACCAAAUCGAAGGAGAGUCCGCUCGAGAUUAAAUCCCCGGCACCGGAGUUGCUGCGGUGGAAUCAUGUCGUGUACGACUCUCUUACCACCGAAGACGACGUCGUUGUCUUCGUAAAAGGCCUAAACAAUCGCCAAGGCAGUGAUCGAGACCCAAAAGGGUUCAAGUGCGUUUUUGGUGAUGACGAAAUUAACGGCGUGAGAACAGCUGUCACGAGCUCAGUGCAAGAAGUGUUCCGGUGUCAACGCCCGGAUUUGACGGCCCUUUCUCCUUCUGGCGAGAAGAGAAUCAAAGUCUCAAUCGAAAAUUCCGACGUAAACCUGGUACUCCCUUCGCUUGCAUACUACACACCCGCGCGCAAGGUAGCCGUGAAGGAUGAAAAAUCGCUGCUGUGCGCAUGUACCAUGGUGUACAACGUGGCCAAGUUCUUGAAAGAAUGGGUUAUCUAUCAUUCAAAAAUCGGGGUUGAUAAGUUCAUAUUGUAUGAUAAUGACAGCGAUGAUGAUUUGAAGGAAGUUGUUGAAGAGCUUGUCCAAGAGGGUUAUGAUUUGAAUACAUGGCUUUGGUUUUGGCCUAAAACACAAGAGGCUGGUUUUUCUCAUUGUGCUUUGUAUGCUAAGAACUCUUGUACAUGGAUGACAUUCAUCGAUGUCGAUGAGUUCAUAUACUCUCCUUCAUGGUCCAAUUAUUCGUCAAAACCCUCUAAAUCCAUGUUGCAAUCUUAUUUGCAAAUGCCCAAAAGUUACUCAAACAAUCGUAACGGAGGAGAAUUGUCGUUGUCGUCAUCAUCAUCUUCAUUGUUGGUGCCUUCAUCGAAGCCACUUAUUGGGCAAUUUAUAAUUGGCUGUCAUGAAUUCGGGCCAUCGAAUCAGUUGUCUAAUCCAAUAUCGGGAGUGAUGCAAGGGUACAAUUGUCGGAGGAAAAUGGAGAACCGGCAUAAGUCUAUAGUGUUGUUGGAGGCCGUCCAUGACUCGUUGCUUAACGUGAUCCACCAUUUUCGAUUGAAGGAAGGUUACAGGACGAGGAAAAUUAGCAUUCAAGAGAUGGUGGUGAAUCACUAUAAGUUCCAGGCGUGGCCCGAGUUUAAGGCCAAGUUUAGGAGACGGGUGUCGGCUUAUGUUGUGGAUUGGACACUAAGGACUAAUCUCAAUUCGAAUGACAGGACUCCUGGCUUAGGGUAUACACCCCUUGAGCCACAGGGGUGGCCUCAGAAAUUUUGUCAAGUAUAUGAUAAUGGGUUGAAAGAGUUGGCACAGAGAUGGUUCGGGGGCUAGUCACCAUCCGGGUACUGCAUGGUUUUGCAGAGAUGAUCCAGGGAGACGUCAAGGAACUUGAGUAGAGGUUCAAACUCUUCAGUUAACUGAUUCCAACUUUCUAGGAUGGUUUCGCCACAAGGUAAUGCUAGACUGAUAAAAAAAUGGAGAUAUUGGCUCAACUUCAUGUAGGGGCAAGCUGCAAAUGGAGUGUAAGGGUGGUACACAAAGCAUAUAGGAAAGGAAUAUAGACCGGCCUAAAGAAUAGAAUAGUUUUUAAUCUUACUCCUCCUUUUAAUCUGAUUCUUCUACUAAUUCUGUUGUAUGUUAGGACUUAGGAACUUUUUAUUUCUCUAUUCUUUGAUUCUUUGUAGCAGAAUCAUAGGACCUUCAUAUUUAAGAGAACAGGUUGGUAAAUGCUG